UCAAUAUGACAAUAUGUGAUCUAUACUUAGCAAUUGAUAAGAAAUUAUAAAUUAUUCACAAAUUAUCAACACUAUGCUUAAAAGUUAUACCCUAUUGUGAGUAGUAGAUUUCGAUGCUGCUAUACAUUUCCCUGUCAAAAAUGGAGUAUAGGCUGUCCAUCAUUUAAUAUGCAACCAAAAUUGCAGUGUGGUGGGGUCCAAUUGUCAUCAGUAUUAUUCCCUCUUCUGUACGGUAGUUUUCGCAUAUACCAUGAGCAAAAGUAAAAGAGGUUAUGAUUUUGGACUUUGGGUUCUGCUUUGCUAUAAUAUCCUCUUUCUGGUUGGAGCUGUUAUAAGUGUUCAUGCCUUUGUCUGUUUCUUUUACUGCUCUUGAAAGAGACUAUUGGUUAUGCUCAGAGCAUUCAUUUUGCCUCCCCCUUAUGGCCCUACGCUUCCUCGAAUUAUGUUACUCGGACAUGGGUUUGUGUCCAAGUGCUAGACUCGGUUAUUUUGUGAAAAGGUUUCAUUAUUUUAGAAUUGAGAGUUUCUUCCAUAACGUUGUGAGAGUGUUGAAGAUCUGACACGGUACUUAAGGAGUUGAGAAACGUAUAUCUUCCUACUCAGGUAGAUUAAGCCAUUUAUUUGGUAAAUCUGCAAGUACUGGGAGUAAUUUCAAGGUAAUAUUUCAUGACUUCCCUGGAGGAGCUGAGACAUUCGAGCUGGUUGCAAGGUUUUGCUACAAUAAUGGCAGCAUUGAGAUAAGUCCGACUAAUUUAAGCUUCCUUCAUUCUGCGGCUUACUUCAUGGAAAUGAGCAGAUCUGUGUCUGGGACAGAGAAUCUAAUUGAGCUCACUGAAAAAGCACUUGAAGAGAUAAGCUACUGGACUUGGCCAGAUCUUUUGUUGGCUUUAAAGCAAAACCAAAAUUUGCCUGAAGAUGUCAAAACUGCUGGUGUAGUUCAGAAAUGUUUGGAUACUCUUGUAGGAAGGUUGGCAGUGGCUGCUGAAACAAGCCCAUGUCCAUCUACUUCUUCACCUGAGAGCUUUGGUUUUCGGAUUUCAUGUGAUUCUCGGAGUACUGAGAGUUUGAAAACAAGCUGCUCUCGAGCAAAUUGGUGGUUUGAAGAUCUAUCAGUACUAAAUCAGAAUAUGAUUGAACUGGCUGUCAAAUCUAUGGUUUCUCGGAAGCUUGAUCAUGGGACAAUAGGUAGGUUCCUCCUCCAUUACCAGAAAUUAAAUUUUAUUUCUGCCCAAUCUGAUGAGAAAUGUAGAAUCAUUGAGAUGGUCGUCAACAAUUUAUGUUCACUUGAUCAUUGGUCUGUUCCUUUCAAGAAUUUGAUGGGGCUUUUAAGAAUUUUGCUAAACCUGAAUGUAAGUAAAUGCACCAGAAGUAGAUUAGAAGGUAUAAUUGGCUUGAGAAUGGAUGAAGCAACAUUGGAUAACCUCCUCGUUCCUUCUCCACAAGGAAUGAACUAUUUAUAUGAUGUGAACCUUGUUUUGAGGUUACUGAAAUCAUUCCUUGGUGGCGGUCUGCCUAAGGUUUCAAAUGAUAGAAUCGUCAGAGUAGCCCACUUGUUAGAUUCGUAUUUGGCAGAAGUAGCCCCAGAUCCAUGUUUAAGACCUUCCAAAUUCAUUGCACUUGCAACUGCAUUACCAGACUCAUCAAGAGACUCUUAUGAUGAAAUGUACCAUGCCAUGGAUAUGUACUUAGAGGUACAUACUGAUUUAACAGAAGAAGAAACAUUCAACAUUUGUUCUGCCUUGAACUAUGAGAAGCUCUCAGCAGAAGCCUGUGUUCACCUCUCAAAGAACGCAAAAUUUCCAUCAAGUUCUACAGUGCAAGCUCUCAUUUCUCAGCAAACAAAGCUCGAAAGCUUGCUCCAUGAUGCAAACUACCCAAAAUCAUGCUCCUCUUCCCCUGGUAUUGGAGGUGGAGCCAGAAGCCGAAAGGAUGAUUCAAGUCAACAGAUUGUGCUGUAUGCAGGAAAAUUCGAUGUUAUGACAGAGAACGAAAAUAUCAGAGCACAUUUACAAGGAAUGCAAUGCAGGGUGACAGAAUUGGAGAAAGUGUGUCAGAAAAUGCAAACUCAGGUAGCGAAGAUGAUGAGAUCAAAAUCAUCCAACAAUAUGAAUCCCAGAUCAUUACCUAGAUUCUGCUCAUAAGUUUACUUAUGGCCUUGAUAUCUUGUACUUAAAAUUUUCGCAAUUGCCAGCAUUUUAUGUACAGCAUAGGUUACUCAUCAGUCAUCAUCAGUAUGUAUUUAAAUAUUUUUUUCCUCUUCGCUAGGUUGUCACUCCCAUCCUUCUUUGUACUACCAAUUGUUAAAUGAAGUUACGCAAUAAAGAAAUCCAGGUUGCAAUGUCAAUUCCAAUAUUGUGUCUAGUUAAACAGUUUGGAUAUUAGGCUCCUGGGUUAAAAACGGAUUGGGUAUUAUAUGUACCGGGUUGUGAUUUUUUUUAAAAUAUAAAAAUACGUACUACUGUAGUGAUUUUUUUAAUA
Messenger RNA from Chenopodium quinoa (quinoa), 2478 nucleotides. Its product is annotated as BTB/POZ domain-containing protein At3g22104-like. The transcript is spliced from 3 exons. Lineage: Eukaryota; Viridiplantae; Streptophyta; Magnoliopsida; Caryophyllales; Amaranthaceae. The record is from RefSeq and is a predicted model, not a curated record. Bases 783 to 2141 code for a protein of 452 amino acids.